AUGACUGGUCGUAAAUGCGGUAUGGCAUUCCGCAUGGGCCAUGUAGUCCGUGUCUUCUCCCCUAGGCGUGUUCAAGUCCGAUUUCCUGGUGGCGUGCUGACUUACGAGAACGCAUUCAACUUGGUCAUCUUACGUCCUUUCCCAAGGCUUGACCCCAAUAUUCCUGUGGUGUCACGUGAAGGACUCCGCCUACGAGUGCAGGAUGACCAAAAGGUUGAUCAGUGGCGGUCUGGUGUCGUCACUUACGAUCCUUGUGAUGUUGGUGACGACCGGGUCUGGAUACAAUUUGACAACGGUGAUACUCCGGAGUUCAUAUCUCUUGGCACUCGUCGAUGGCAGCUCUCAGACGAAGAGACAAACAACAAGGCCGAUAUCAAUGAUUAUGCUCGCGUGUCCUCGCAAGGGGGGCGUGAUGAGACCGAAGAUUGUCUCAUAGAAGAACCACUUCCCUCUCGUGUCGGGAUGCGUAUCUCUGUUGCCACUGGUAUAUCUGCCGGCCUCCGUCGUCCCCGUCGUUACUGGUCCUCAGGCCGAGUUUGUGGCGUGCGCAGGUCUGGCGCCCUAGAUAUCUUAUGGGACGGCUCCGAAACGGCUGGCUGUGAAACUAUCCGAGUUGAUGAUACUGAAGUCAAAGUGUUGCGAUGA
Molecule: messenger RNA, 645 nt
Organism: Perkinsus marinus ATCC 50983
Lineage: Eukaryota; Perkinsozoa; Perkinsida; Perkinsidae
Exons: 1
Coding region: 1-645 (214 amino acids)
Source: RefSeq, a predicted model, not a curated record